CUGGCCAGAUCCAUUUGAUAGAAGAGUUUAGAAGCGAGAACGUGGUUGUUUCAACUCAGAAGCUUACAGUUCACUCAGCAAACCCACCUUCGACCAUGGGAAAGGAGAAGACUCAUGUUAAUCUGGUGAUCAUCGGUCACGUCGACAGUGGAAAGUCAACCACCACCGGCCACCUGGUCUACAAAUGUGGCGGCAUUGACCAAAGAAAACUGGAGAAGUUUGAGAAAGCUGCAGCACAGAUGGGGAAGAGUUCCUUCAAAUUCGCGUGGGUGUUGGACAAGCUGAAAGCAGAACGCGAGCGAGGGAUCACCAUCGAUAUCACACUGCUGAAAUUUAACACUCAGAAAUACACCAUGACCAUAAUUGAUGCUCCUGGUCACCGUGACUUCAUUAAGAACAUGAUAACGGGGACUUCACAGGCAGAUGUUGCUCUCCUGGUGGUCUCUGCAGCUAAAGGAGAAUAUGAGGCUGGUGUGUCGAGAAGUGGUCAGACCAGAGAACAUGCCUUACUCGCUUAUACUCUGGGCGUCAAGCAAAUCAUCGUCUGUGUGAACAAGAUGGAUCUGACUGAACCACCGUACAGCCAGGAACGCUUUGACGAAGUGGUGCGAGGCGUGAGCGGCUUCCUCAAGAAGAUCGGCUACGACGCGUUGACCGUCCCCUUUGUUCCGAUUUCUGGUUGGACUGGAGAGAACAUGAUCACCGCAACUCAGAAGAUGCCUUGGUUCCAAGGCUGGAAAGCCAGGCGACGGGAAGGGAAUGCAAGCGGGAGAACUCUACUAGAAGUCCUGGACUCGAUUCAACCCCCAGUGCGCACCAUCAACAAACCCCUACGAUUACCUCUGCAGGAUGUCUACAAAAUUGGAGGAGUUGGAACAGUCCCAGUAGGCAAGAUUGAAACCGGUGUCCUCAAACCUGGCAUGACCUUGGUGUUCUCGCCUGCCAAGCUCACUGCUGAGGUGAAGUCUAUUGAGAUGCACCACCAGGGGCUGCAGACUGCACUGCCGGGACACAAUGUUGGCUUCAACAUUAAGAACGUGUCAGUCAAGAACCUGCGGCGCGGGGAUGUGGCCGGCAAUGCCCAGCAGGAUCCUCCAUCGGACGUCAGCAGCUUUGAAGCUCAGGUGAUCAUCCUGAACCAUCCAGGGAAGGUCAAAGCGGGAUACUCUCCCGUCCUGGACUGUCACACCGCCCACGUGACCUGUCGCUUUGCUGAGCUGAAGGAGAAGGUUGACCGCCGUUCAGGCAAGAAACUGGAGGACCAUCCACAGGUUCUGAUGUCUGGAGAUGCUGCUAACAUCAAAUUGGUUCCCAUCAAGCCCAUGUGUGUGGAGAGCUUCUUCACAUACCCUCCUUUAGGUCGCUUUGCUGCCAGAGACCUGAAGCAGACAGUCGCUGUAGGAGUCAUCAAGUCCGUGGAGAAAGACCAAGGCUCAAAACUUAAAGCCCAAGUGUGUAAAUAAGUUUGUUUUCAUUUACCAGUAUUCUGGUAUUACGGCUGUAAAGAUUUAUUUUGUAGGAUAAAAUUUGUGUUGUGACACAAAAGUAUAUUCGUUGUCUUUAAAAAGUGACUAUUCCUGUGUUAAUGUUAAAUCCAAGAAGACGCUGUAGAAACUUUCGUUAAAAUGUAAAUUGUUGAAAUAACAAAAUAAACAAUUAUUU
Messenger RNA from Larimichthys crocea (large yellow croaker), 1662 nucleotides. RefSeq names its product eukaryotic translation elongation factor 1 alpha 1, like 3 (gene eef1a1l3). Gene Ontology annotation, biological process: translational elongation. Bases 96 to 1463 code for a protein of 455 amino acids. The record is from RefSeq and is a predicted model, not a curated record. Lineage: Eukaryota; Metazoa; Chordata; Actinopteri; Sciaenidae. The transcript is spliced from 7 exons. Gene Ontology annotation, molecular function: translation elongation factor activity; GTP binding; GTPase activity.